Molecule: messenger RNA, 1956 nt
Organism: Uncinocarpus reesii 1704
Lineage: Eukaryota; Fungi; Ascomycota; Eurotiomycetes; Onygenales; Onygenaceae
Exons: 1
Coding region: 1-1956 (651 amino acids)
Source: RefSeq, a predicted model, not a curated record
AUGCUCACUGCGACAUCAAAGGCUUGCCGGCUUCCUGGGAACAUACGAUUGAAGCCGGCCCUCGCCCCAUUUGUGAGACAUUCCCGCACCUCGCCCAUUCACAGACGAGAACUAUCCUGCUCCGUCCCCCAGCUUCCGCGAGCACAACUCCUCCGUUAUGCGUUAACGGGGUCGACCGCGGCGUCAGCGGUCAAUGGGCAACUAUCUCAGCUUGAUACACAGUUAGACCAAUUAUUCUCGACGCCGCUACUACCAAAAGGCCUUGACGAAUCCUCCAAUCGAGAAAUCGGCUCCCCUUUCCGGUUCCGUGCUCAACAUGGCCAUAUCCUGUCAAGCAUCCAAUCCGAAAUCGAAACUAAGAUCACGGAUAAGAGGUCGGGAGAUGAGUUUGUAGGCUCGUUUCCUCUCUUUCGGGAGGCUUUGGGUCGGUGUGAAAAUGCAACGCAAUGGGAAGAUCUAAUUGCGACGAUUAACGGGACGUUGGCGAGGCUUCAGAAAUUGAAUGUCAUAAACACGCGGGAAUUACUUCUUUUGGGUAUGAACUACGCCGCCCAAUGCUUUUCUGUCCCCGCACUACGGCAUUAUUUCAAACGGUAUUCUGAGGGCGGAUACGAGCAUCUGAGCCCAGAGACCGCUAAUCAGCUGGUUAACAGCUUGACUAAGGGCCUAGAGAUGAGAAUUCUCGACAAUCCCAGCAUAGAUAAAAAUAAAAUGCGUCAAGUUAUCAUGGGCACCAACAGCAGCGAUUCCGGAUCCGGGGCGUUCCACUCCCUUCUCGAUAUUUCACACCCUUCGGAAAACGCCUUUCUUGGUGCGUAUGUCAACUUAUUAGGCGAUCUUGGCGAACAAAAAGGGUUGUCCGAGAUAUGGCAAGUUAUACGGGCACAGUUCGUCCGCAGCAGACAGACAACGCAUCUAAAAAAAGCAGCAGCCAAUUGUUUGCAGGCCAUGGUCAAAUCAGGAAAUCCACAGGCCGCCAUCGAAGCCGCUCGGGAUGUCUCCAGACAAGUGGAUCUAAACUCGUUUUUCCCAGUGCAUCUCUGGGGUCUCCUGAUUCAGCACGACCAAGAUGGAGUACUUUGUGGACUACCUAUCGACAAGACGGUGCAAUCCGUCCUUGAUCGAGAGCUACGUGUGAUGGAGAUGAAACUUGGCGUGCGAUGGUCUGGUAAAGAAAAUGGAAGUCAUUCUUACGUUCGGGAUACGCCAGUCUGGUGUAAUAAUGGCAGCCCAGAAGACGUAUACGAAUGGCUUGGUACUAGCAACAUGAUUCCAGCGGCAUCGCAUUUGCUUGACUUAUUCGGCGUCGCCAAUUCUUCAAGGUCAAUUGCGAGCAUAUCUAGCAUGGCUGAUCUAUUGAACGAAUACGAAGGAGUCGAAAUACCACUGUGCAUGGCGCAGAACAAGCAGUUUGGUCAAUUAGAACUUGCGUGGAUCACUCAAUGCUCACCCAUCGAGAUAACGCAAGACAAGGAAAUUCUGGCAGAGGAGAAAUAUCGCGCUCGCCAGCUCUCAUCCCUUGGCCUAUUGAGAGUUCGUCAGGACUGCAAUGGCGUCCCUCGAAAGGUUGGACCCCACGUCCAUCUCAUGCAAGUCGGAUAUGUGGCAAUGAGGAGAAAAUCCACCCUCGCCAAAUCUGGGCUUCCAACGGCAGAACCAGAACAAUGGACGCCAACGGGUCACGUCAUCGGCUGGGAUCGACGAAACGGCAAACUUGUGUUUCUCUGGGUGGGUAAAGGCUACGGUGCCAUGAAAGCGGGAUUGGUGCAGCCGAAAGUUUCGUCAUGUCUUCCACAUGCUUGUGCAGAAGUGAGAAACCUGGUUGAACUCAAAAACUCGAUCGAAGGGAAAAGAUCACUUGAGACGGAUGUGAGUGCGCUUGGUUUGGAUGAGAUGUUCAAAAACACAACGGGCCUUUGGAUCGAUGUCGACCCCUGUUUUGACCUACAGACCUGA